UGCAAUGCAAAAAUGAAGACAUGCACACAUGCACGUAUUACAGUGAGUGCACGGGCAGACAAACAGCGACAGACACCGGUCUGGCACACUCUGGAGAGACAGACACCCAGACAUCUAGCUACCAGCACGAUGCAUGCCACAUAUGACCAUCGACCUAUGUAUGUACAUACGACAUCCGUCACCUAUCUAUGUACCUAUCGCAACCCCCACAUGGCCAGCAGAGGCCUCUCAAACAGCUCUGUCCCCCCUCUCUGCUGCUCCAAAGCCUCCAGUGCCAUACCUCGGACAGUCGACCGGCGACUCGACCGACGACGGCCACCCACGGCUGCCGCAUCGGCCGGCAGAGGCGUAGGAUGACCGUCUUGCACCGUCUGGAUGCGCACCCGGGAGGGCCGCUUGACAAGAGCAGGCAAUGAGUCUCCCCCUUUUCCCUCCGCCAUUCCGGCAAGAUGCUCCGGCUGGUAUAGCUUCUUGAACGCAGCUGUCAAAGCCGCCCCUUCUCCCGGCUGCAUCGCACCUCGCAUCCACCUUCGUCCCGUACUGCUCACGCGCUCACCUCCUGGCCGAGCCGCACCCUCUGAGGUAUCUGAUGUCGGGCGAGACAUUGCCGAUGUGUCCGAUGAGAAGUAGCAGUUCCACGGGGAUGGCCGGACGGCGCCUUGCGGCCAUCGCCGCAGUGUCUGGAAGAUGCCCUUCCGAGGCACGCCCCCCGGAGCCAAUUCGUCUUCCUGCUCACUCUCCGGCGGCCCUUCUGAUGGGAUCGUUGUCGCGGCUUCCUGGUCGUCCGAUGGUGGAAAGGGGUGUUGGGAAAAGCGCUCGCGUCGCAGCUUGAGGAAGGUGUGGUCCAUCUCCUUCAUCUGCAGGAGCGGCGGGAGGGCGCCUGUCCUCUGGGCCAUCGAUGUCGCCUCCAGCUCUUCUUCCACACCCAGCUGGGAUAGAUGCACAGACACUAUUGUAAUUGCCCUGAUCCUUUAAAGUACUGGCUGUCGAGUGGGCUGACUUGGCUGAUGACGAGUGAGUUGCCCCUGGCGAGACCCAGCAGCUGUGCUCGCUUGGUCCGGCGCACGCGCCGCUCCUCAUCCCGAGCCUGCCUCUCUCUUUCACGCUCCUCCCGGACCUCAGCACUGUCUGCGAGCGCCUGCAGCUGUCGACGGAUGGCCAUCUCACGACGCCUGCAUGGUCCAAAGGUGAGGGCAUGGAGAAGAAAUUCACAGAUGGAGACAUGCUAGUGCUGUCUGUGUGCUUACAGCUGUUCGACGCGAUCGUCCCUGAGCUUGGCCCUACGCUGCAGCCUCGCCUCCAUGACUGUUUGGACCUACACACAUAUUUGUCAUUGACAGUGUAUGUGGGGCCGGUUGCCAGACUGCAUGUGGGCGGGCUGACCUUCUCUUCAAUGCGCAUUUGCCGUCGCUCUCUUUUCUCGCUUUGUCGCUCCAGGCGCAUGGCUCGUCUCCUGGCGUCGCGCCUCUUUUUCUCUUCGAUACUCCUCUUCUCACGCUCCCUGGCCCUCUCCUCCGCCACACGGGCUCUUUCCUCAUCUGUCAUCUUCGUCGUGGGCCGUGCCAUCUCGGCAGCUACUCUCGUCUCUUGCACCGCCUCCUCUGCUGUCACAUCCAGAUCGAUGGCAGCUUCUUCAGGUCGUGUCGGUGCAGCAGCAGCAGCAGCAGCAGCGAUGGGUCGGAGGGGAAUUGUCUCCACGCGUGCCUCCGCCUCGACGGGCCCUUCUGGCAGCUGCCCUGGCACUCUGAAGUCCGCCGCUGGUCUUGGUGCCUCAAAUCUUCCUUCGCUGACAGCUUGUUGCUCAGGCCGUCGGGCAGCUUGUGGUAGAGUCGGGAUGGCAGGAGUCACAGAAGGGACAACAGGGUGCUCUACUUGGGUGAUGUCUCGCUUCUCCUCAACAGGCAUAGGGACAGGUGGCGUCUCUCCAGUCGGCACUUCACCUCUGUCCCGAUCUUCUAGAGCCACAGGUGUCUCCACCCCCGUUUGUCGGACCUCUGCAGCCCGUGUCUCACCAGCACCAGCCAUCGUGGCUUCCUUCUGGACUCGUUGACGCCUCCUCCAUUCGUCAACAUGGACACCAAGCGACUUUGCGAGCUCCUCCUCAUCCAACAAUUGCUCCAUUUGCUCGUCCGAUGUCACAUGUCGUUUCGUCGGUGUCGUCACCGUCCGCCGUCUCACCAAAGAGGGAGUGACGUGACGUUGCGUCGGCGCUGCCGUCUCAACAACAUACUUUCCCGGCCGCUCAGUGAAUGGCUCAGCUGCCUCUGGCUCAACGCCUGCUUCCAUGGGCUCCUCGCGUGUCGGUGGGCGAAAGGCAGGCACGGCAGGAGGUCGCACGCAGAGACCUGCCGCCACCUUCAACGGAACCUUCUUCAUCUCAGGAACGGUCGCUGGGCGGGCCGCUGCGACCCCUAGAGGCUUCGACCUGGAUGCAGCGGCGGGCGUGAUGGCCACAGCCCGCCAUUCGUUGGACAGCUUGGGCCGCAGAAGGGGAGCCGCCUUCUUGGGAGGCUCUGCUGGUGGGAGGGGCAGCAGUGGCAGGUCGGCCGAGGAGGGGAUGCUCUCAAGAGUGGGCUCCUUCAGCGGUGGCGGUGGCGAGGGGAGAGGCGUGACGGUCACCUCAGGCAGUUUGUAGGAGGGCUUCACAAGAACAGACGGCUGGGCUGUACACAAACACAGAGGGACACGUCUCUGUCUUCCGCGGACAAUUCUGUGCAGGACAUGCGGUAUCUUUACUUCGAGCUCGUGACUCCUCCCUGGACACAUCCGCUGCCCGUCGCAAGAAGGCCAACAGACCUCUCGACGAUGUCUCGGCCGCUUGGCGGCCUCUGAGACCAGACGCAUACACACAUGCGUACGUUAAGAGCACGGUCCCGUGCACAAAGGGAGAGGCCACUUACGCAAAGUUAAAAUGAGUGAUCUCAUAUCGCGGGUGGCGGUAUGUGCUCCGAGACACCGGUCGCGACGACAUAGAAGAGGGCGUGGUCAAAGUACGCCCAUGCGGCGCCUCCCGGAACUCAGGUGCGCUCACACGGGGCGGCUCGAGGGUUUUCAUCUCUUCAGCAGGAGUCGGAGGCCGCUCUGGGAAGGGUGGAUGGGAUGAUGGGGCCUCAUAUUGAGAGUGCAGAGCGAAUCCCUUGACAGCAUACGCGUCCUCGAGCUGGCGAAACACACCCUGAACUGCAGUCGGCUCUGCCGCGGUCGCUCGGAAUGCAGGUACUGGAUGCGACGGAGUGGUGGUCCGCACGCCAUACCUCGUCCUCACGGCACGGCGCACAGGCAGUCGAUACGGAACUACGAGUCUCCCCUUCGCAGCCAUCUCCGGUCUCUCAAGUGGCCUCAGCUCCCCUUCUCUAGCGCUUCUUGCCACGCCUGCGGAAGGCCUCUGUCUCCGUGGCGUUGAGACACCCAGCGCCCUCCGUCCUGAGUCCGAGUAGACCAGGCGCUCAGGCGGGGCUGAGUAGGGCCUUCUGGGAACCGGUGGUGGUACACGGAGGGAUCGGCUGGCAAGUGAAUGAGAGGUCUUGGGCAUUCCUUCCUCAUCCGAGGCAGCUGCCACCGCUGGUUGCCUCACUCUCCACCUCGGUCCGAAAUGUGGGCCGUAUUUGGCUCCCGUUAUGCCCAUCUCAGAUGUCUCGUCCUCUGUGCCGCUGGUGCUGCUGACCUCCCUGUCUCCCGCUAGUCGUCUCAGCUGGCUCGGUGUCUUCCGAUGCCGCUCACGGACGACCGCUUUUGUUAGGGCUGGCGAUGAUGGCGAUCGUGAGAUCCCGCCGUCAUCCUCUUGUGGGGCAAUACAGGGGAGAGGCCAGAGGCCUUCCUCUUCCUCUUUCCUCCUGAGGCACUGCAAUACAUUGGCUCGUGAGCCGACAGGGCCGAAGAGCACUGGUGGUCUGGUCGAUGGGCGGCCGUCGAGGGAGAGACUGAGGGGGAGAGGCGGCCAUGGAAGCAUGAGUGAGGUUAGCUGGCUCAUGCUGCUGUCCAGUGCGGGACGGCAGGAAAACGUAGAGCUGUCGAUGGAGGGUAACAUGCUUGAAAUGGUGAUUGGAGGCCGGCGGGGGCCCUUCUCGACAGCUGAAUAAUCGUCCACCGACACGGACGGUUCCAUGCCCAUGUCGGUGAUGAAGGUCAGCCCAGUGGGAGGCGGCCGAGGCCAUCCCACUUUCUCUUCGACUUCGCAAACUGGCCUUUUCUCCCCUUCGAUCAUAGCCAGAGCCGGUGUCUCCUGAGACUGACACACGGGAACAGUAGAUGUUUCCUGCUCGGUAUCUUGUUUGGUCGCAAGGGAGUCAUCGGCAUCUGCUCGCGGCCGCACCGUUAUUUCGACCACCGGCUUCUGAACUUUCUUGUCUCGAGACUUCUCCCUUUUCUUGUCCGUUGAGCGUCUCCUUUUCUUCUGUCCAAGUGCGCCUGUGUCGGAGGUAGCUGAGGCUGCAGAGCUGCUGCUUGAGGAACGAGUGUAUGUAGGCUGCCGGGUGGUGGUUACAGGCCUGCGGCGCGCUCCUUCCUUUGGCGACGCCCGUCGGGGGCUGCCCCUCAUCGAUGCUGGGAUGGACAUGGACGCCUCAGCGACGGCUCUCUUGUGUGGUUUGGCAGGUUUGGCAACAUCAUCUGCUGCUGGCAGACGAGCUUCUUCCUCGGCAGCCACGACCGCUCGCAGAAGGGCGGUAGGAGAGCUCUCCCGAAUGCUUGUGUCUGUUGAGCGUCUUGCCUCCUCUCGCCCGACAGGUGACCGCGUUGAUGACCGUCGUCGCGAGAGGGAUCUCAAAAGGGCAGCUCCGCUCAGCCCAGUCGGCCCGAUUGCAUGGAUAGCGCCUGCGGUAGCUGCCAGCUUCUCGAGCGCCUGACCGAUGUCGAUCGAACCUCUUCUGCUUCCUGUCGGUGACUGCGGAAGUUGCGGCAAUGGCAAAUCCACUGCUGCCGAAAGGGGCACUGGGGCGGGGACGGUGAGGGAUCGACGGGAGGCGGAGGAUGCCCUGCCGUGUGAGCUCGACGCAGCGGCAGAGGAGACAGAUGUGCCCGGCUGAUCGGCUGCCGAGGGUAUCUGUCUCGAGCCGAUGUCCGAUAUGCGCUGGUAGCUUGACGACAGGUCUCGCUGAAGCUUGAAACGCCACUCCUCCACUGCCUGCUCGGCUUGGCUGCCUGACUCUUCUGACGCUGAUGAACUCUCACGCUCGGACGCCGCAGAGACAGCUGACUCUUCAGGUGGCUGCGCCGGCACGGGCUUUGCCGGCGGGGAAGGGGAAGAAGGAGGCUGGUCAACUGUCUGUGCAGCUGUCUGCGCUGGAGGCUGUUCACGUGCUUCAUCGGGUGGUGGUGCUGAUGGUUCGGGAGACGGGGCGGGCGGGGCUGUAGGUUGCUCCUCUGUUGGUCCUGGUUCAGGUAGCGGUGCAUGUUCAUGUUCAUGUCCGAUCUGUACUGAUUGCUCAUCCACUUCCACUGGUAUUUCAACCUCGGCGUCAACAUCCUCUGUCGCCUCUUGCGCGUCAGCUGCAGCCACUGCAACAGGGGUGGUGUCUUGUGUGAGAUCUUGCCCUCCUUGUUCGGCAAAGAGCUCUUGUUCGCCAACGGGGCUGCCUGCCUCCUCGACGACUUGUACUGCAUCUUCAGGUGCUGCUGCUGCGGCCCCCUCGUGUCCUUGAUCAACAGCCUCGACGUCAGCAGGCACAGCGACAUCAACCUCGUCUCCCGGGACGCUCUCCAUCUCCUGCUCGCCGGCUCCUUCAUCUGGCUCAGCAGAACCCUCCAAAACCUCUGACUGACCGGCGUCCUCGACGCUCUCUCUCUCAGCCUCGUCAACCUGCCCAGCUGGAGCCUCCUCUGAGGGCUCCACGAUUAUCUUGUCCAGUGGCAUGGUCUUCAUCGUCUUGAGUGGGACGGGCUCCUUCACAGAAGGGGGAGGUACUGGCGGCUGCUCUGCUGCGCCUUCAGUCGCAAGGGGCUGGGGCUGUGCGUCCUCCCUCGGCAUGGCUUGCGUUGUCGGUGGCGGCAUGGGUGGGGUUGGCUGUGUCUCCGCCUCUGCUUUUUCUUCAUCCGGUGGUGCAGCAGCGGACUCCGCCAAGACGGCAGGCGGCACCGGCUGCUCCUCGAGUGGUGUUGGCUUUACCACCUCAUAGGACUUGCGUGACAUGCUCCACGGCUCCGAAUGGGGGCGUGACUCUUCCGUAGCUGCCUUCUUCUCACCCUCAGCCGGCAUCCCGACACGCAGCCUGAUGGUCUCGACGACAGAGGGAGCCAGCAUAUCUUCGGCUUCUUCGGCUUGCUCUAUCGUCUCUGGUUCAGCAGUUCCUUCGAUGACCUCCCCUUCAGCACGGAUCGCCGCACCUGUGGCGUCUGCAACCUCUUCCCUUUCUUCUGCUGCUUCCACUUCGAUCUGUUGCAUCCCUUGCCCUGCGAUUUGCUCCUCUUGCUCCAUCACUUGAUCGAUCUGCUCACUCGGGGCCGGCACGGCCUCCUCAACAGCAGCUGGCGGCUGCGGUGCCUCAGGCUGUGGCGGCAGCACUGGCUGCUCUGGCGGCAACUGCUGUGUCUCCUCUUCUACUUCGGCGCCGCUCGACAGCUGCUCCUCGUCCUCAUCUGUCCAUGGCUCUUGAUCAGCCUCAUCUGACUCGAGGCCGCUCAGUGUGUCGAUGUCGAUGGUCUGCACCUCACUCACGACCUCCCUGGUCCUGUCCCUGGCCUCAUUGAUCUCCAUCAGAUCAUCUUGAAGCCUCUGCUUCUCCUGAUCAUGUCUCGCCGCCUCCUGUGCAUCUUUGCGUGCGCGGGUGUCGUCGAUGACCUGCUGCUGGUCGUCAGCCCGCUGGUCCUCCAGAAGGAUGUCGAUGAUGCGGCGCCAAUCGGCGGGCGACGGGCGGAGCUCCUCGACCACACCCCAUCUGCAGUGUAGCCACUCAGGCUGACGUGUACAAGCGUUCGGAUCGCAGGCUGCUAAAGCAUUUUCUUACUUGCAUUCGCCCCCCGUGAGCAUGUCGAGUAUGCGCUCUCUCCUCUGGCACUCCUUGAUCGUCCGCGGCCCUUCAAGUCCCCCCUCCAGCGCUAGACUGCUCCGUUCCAGAUGUCGCUGCACGAUCCGCCAACGAUUGACCAUCGCAAUAUGCACCAUCUGGGUGAUGCCGAGUGCUUCAUGCAAAGGCGCCUGCGUCUCCUCCUUUUUGGUCACGAUGUCCGAGGGAGCACGGCUGGGGCGGAAUGCCUUUGUGGGUGAGAGGCUGGUCUGCGUCUGAUGCGGAGUGAAGAGGCCAAAACCAAAGGGACGUUCGAAUUUCUGCGUCGAGGAGUGCAGAGAGGAGAGACGAAGUGUAUGUCGGGAAGGCAUGGUCCUUCUUUGCCCACCUCGUUCGGAUCGACGAGCUGUUCGAAUGUCUUGUUCAUCCACAUGAGGUGAUUCUUCUUUACGUCCAGCGAGUGCCUCUUCUGCAUGUCGCGUCGUGAAUGGUAACCCUUGACCAUAUGCGCCAGCCUCUCCUCCACCACUGAGUUGCGCGCCACAUCUCGCCGCCCAAGCACAUCGCCCUCCCCCUCCUCGUCCUCACGCCACACGCAGUCGGUGCCCUCGCCCAUCUCGUGAGCUGUUCGCUCCGUCCGCUGCAGCAACUUCCACAGCUCCAUCAUGCGCUGAAAACGGUAGAGCGUGGCCGUGCGGGAGAGCCGCAGGUGGCGGGUGGGCUUCAGCACUAUGCGACUCUCAAUCACGGAUGGUAGCAUGCGGUCGAUGGGGUGUGGGAGAUCCUCCCUGUGCAGGUGGUCGACGUAUAUUUGCUGCCAUAUGUGAGGGUCUUCGAUGCCAGCGCGCUCCAGCCGGGAGAGGAUCAGCUCUUGACGAUCGGCCAGGCAGCUCCUGACAAGCAACGAGAGAGAAAGACAGAGGGAGUAUCGACGAUACUCGGCGGUUGGCUCUCUGCUUGGCUCACUUGACUGCCUGAGGGUGCCAGUAAGUCAUGGCUUCUUUGAGUCUCUGGCUAUGGGGCUCGCACACCAGCAGCCUCAGCUUGCGAUAGAACUCAUCGCUUGUCCGCCGCAGUGUGAGCUUCUGCACCUCCUCUUGAAGCCGCUUCGGCGCCAUUGGUCCCUCUGGUUCCUUCGAUGCCUCACUGAAUGAAGCAACCACAUCAUGGAUAAUCGCACCGUGUGUGUAUGCGUAUGUCUCUUACGCUUCGAUCGGUGCGAUUUGGAUCUGUUUGAUCAUGUCAGUGAGCCGUCGUGACCUCCUUCUGAUCGCCGAGCGCUGGAAGGUCCCGGGUGAUGGAGGCACACUUCGCGGCAAGCCUUCUCCUUCGCUGCGCGGUGUGAGGACGGCCACUGGCGUGGCACCCUGCCAAUCACGAGACAAACAACUCAGCAUGCACUUGAUUCAUUCUGAAAUCAGGCCUCUUGUCUCACCUGAUCAGGCGACGUGACAGGCCGCUCGUCUCGUUCGUCCCUGUUCUGUCUCACCCACGAGAAGGCCCUGACGGCCGCACGCACCUUGCGCCAGUACGCCCGCCGCUCUGGGCGAGGGGUGGAAGGGGGCGUCCACCGCUGGGCGGCCGGCAGGCACAAAGCCCACUGGCCUCUGCCAACUCGGUCGCCACGAGUGUCCUGCAGAUGCACACGCUCCAGGCGUCUGCAUACACAUCCCACACAGAAGAAAACAGAUGCUUGGCCUGCCGGGAGGGCUUCUUCGUCAGACUCACUCACUCACUCACUCACUCGACAAUGUCCUGGCAAGUGAAGCCCAUGGCGUCCUGUUGUUCGUCGGGGGAGCUGCCCAUGGUGAUCAGCAGCGCCACCAUCCGCAGCACCUCAUUCUGGGUGGGCCGCCUUUGCCACCGCCGAAAUGGCUUGCCACCGGAUGUCAGCCACUCAAGCACGCGGCCCUUGAUGGCUGAAGUGCUGCCAUGACUGCUCCCAUCUGAAACACACACACGCACACACAAAGGACAAUGACAUGACCGAAUCUUCGGUUUUCGUCGCCAUGUGUGGACCUUCGGCCCGCCAAGGCGGGUUUGAGAAGGGCGGAGCGAGUCGCUCGGAGUGCACGCGAGGGUCUCGUGGGUAUGCGGGCAGGGCGAGCUUCAAUGCCACAUGCAGAGGGGUGUCGUUGGAGGGGGAUGUGCGGAGACACAGCUCGCGGUGGCCGCCCUGCCGGAUGCGCUCGACCAACUGAAGAAGAAGAAGAGUACACAUCAAGGUAGGGAGGCAUUCACAAUGAUGUGGGAGUGAGUGAGUACCUUGAUAAGGUCGUAUGAGUGCAUGAGAUCAAACAAAGGCGGAAGCGCGAGAAGCCGAGGAGUGUCUAUGUCUGACUGCACCAACCUCGAGAACUCUCCUGUAUCCCAGCGCUAUGCAAACAGAAAAAGUGAAAACACACCUCCUCUGUAACUUUCCUGACCAUCCGUACCUUCCAUUUCAGCGCUUUUGUGUCGGUCUCUUCUCUGCCAGCGCCAGCCUGUUGGUGCUGCUUCAACGCUUCGGUGGGGUAGCUCUUGAUGCCAUACAGCCUCACUGUCUCCAUCCACACCGGUGGGGCGGUCGUCCUGCUCAACAACAGCCCCCGCUGCUCUGAGGCGUUGAGCAGCGGCGGCAGGUUGGAGAUCAGCAGGGCACUGUCGGCCUGCCUGGCCUCCUGUGACGCUGUGGAUGAGCUCUCUUCGUCGCUGAUGGCGCGCUGCCACGCAUCGAAAGUCUUGCGGAGCGUCUGGCGGACACAGGGAGAAGUGUGUGCACGCUUCGCUAGGUGGGUCACUCACCUGUUUGAAGAGCCCUUCCUUGUGGCUCAUGAAGAGGACUUUCCACCGCUGGCGGCGCUUGGUGAACCCUGCCCAGCAGCGAAACGCACGAACCUCCAGCCAGGCGUAGUAAUACAUCCCACGCCACUCCUCCACUGUUUUCUCGCGAUUGGUGCUGCUGCUGUUGUUGCCCUCGGCGUCGUCAGAGACACCAUUAGCGUUGUCAUCAAGGGGCCCAUUAGACGUGGAUGAGGAUAGGUGCACUGGGGGUGAGGCGGCAAGCCACUUGAGGACGGCGGAUAGGAGACAUGAGCCCUUCUGGGACAGACGCACUUGCAGCUCCAGCUGCAGCGUGGCAAGAGAGUGGAGAGUCAAUGAGUGUAUGUAUUGGUCGCAUAUCGGUGUUUGUGUAUCUCUUUACCUACUCUGAGGAUUCUCUGGAGCUUCCACACCCGAAACAGUGCAGCCGUCUUGCGCUGUCUGGUCUGGCGUAUGAAUCCCUCCGAGGCCUGCCGCAGAUGGCGCCGUCGGUGGUGGUAGUGCCGCCACACGCACAUCACCUGACCCAGCGUCUGCAGGAGUGACCACCAUACAUACGAACAUAUGUGUGGGCGCGGGGGUGCUCUUGAUAGGGCUGGAAAUUGCUGACCUUGUAUGUGUAGACCUCUGUGAUGGUGCCCUCCUUGAAGCCCUGGAAUGCGUGGAGCAUCAGAGUGACCUGACGGAACCGCGCCGCACGCUCCAUAUUCCGCUUCUUCCAUUGCCAGUACCGACACACACUGAAGGAGACAGGCAGGCAGGUACAGCGAGACAGAGACGUGUGUGACAUGAGAGGACACUUCCCUCACCUCCUCCACUUGCGAACGACCCUCUUCAUGAAGGCCCGAUUGUGUGUCUCCAUCGGCAGGUAUAGCCUGGCGUACCCAUCCCACCAGUCGAAGCCCUCAUUGUACACCGGCACGUCAACCUCCCCCGCCCUCAGCGCCCGCUUAUGACGCGUCACCCUCUUCCAGAACUCGAAGCUCCUCUCGGCCAGCUCGUGUUCUCUGUAGGAUGCACCGUGUGUGCGGACGUAGAGGGCGUUAUGGAGCGACUUGAGCGACUUGACCAGGCGUACUCGGUUGCACUUGAGCUGGUGCGUCUCGUCGUACCAAGCGCGCAGGCAUCGGCGGCGGACCAGGUAGCUUUCGCGGUCAGCGCGCAAGCGGACCUGCUUCCGCACUUUGAACUCUUGCACCUACACGCAACGAAAGACAGAAGAAGAUUCUGUGGCGAAUGAUUUCCUUUGUGUCUACCCUUUCAUCGAAGUUCUCUUGGUCGCCGCUGUCUUGAUCGCCGCUUUUCUCCUCAUGUGGCUUCACGGCAAGUGUGUCUUCGUGUCCCUCCUCCUCAAGGUAGUCCGUCAGAUCCUGCAGCCCCACAUAGCCAAUGCCAUGGCGGGGACGGCGGGGCAGCCGACGACCACGCACAUCUGCUCGAGACGAAAAGAUGGACGCAAUGACGGUAUCAUGUGUUGGUGGUGUCUUCCUACCCACCGGUGUCCAUUAUGGCCUGUGUGGUCAGCCCAAGCCUCUCCUCCUUGGCCCGACUCACUGCCCAUGUCCAUCCCCGCCAUGUCAGCCACACCAGCCGCCUCAUGUGCCACUUGCCGGCCACGAAGUAGGCGCGCCAGUCGAGCCAACAGUCCAUCAGCGGCCGAUACCGCCACCGCAAGGUGACCAUCCACCGCCGCCAACACCGCCUGCCCCUCACAAAAGUCUGGAUCCUCAGGGCCGCCCUCUCGCGCAUCUGAUCGGCCGCCUCUACGGCCACAGCUGCCGACUCGCGGCGAGGAAACUCGUGCCUUUGCUUUGCCUGCUGAGAUGUGGCGGGCCGAGAGCCGGGCUGCGAGGCUGUGGAGUGCGAUUGGCCGCUCUGGGAAGACGGCGGCCGGGCGGGAGGUGCCUUGUCGACCUUCACAAGUGCCGUUGUUGUGGCUCUCUUCGGCCGCUUCCGUUCCUUGCCCUUGUUCCUGAUGGCCUGCAGCAUCUCCCGAUAGUGUUCCCGAUGCUUCCGCCGCUUGAUGGCAUCGAGUCGGUCUUCAGCCUCGUCCAAGUGUCUGUGGAUGCCCUCCACCAUAGUCGAGAGGUGCAGGUAUUUCUCCGUGUGGGCUGCGUCAAACGGCGCGUACCACCAGUCGCUGGCCUCCCCGGUGUGCAUGCUCGAGGCGUGGUGGUCAGGCGGACACGUGAGGGUGACGGCCGAGGGGGACUCGGAUACAGUGGAUAUCAUGAAGGGGCCUUCGUCGUGCCGCCGUGUUGACGCAUAAUCUUGUGGCCGCACCUUCUUCUGCUCCCCUUCAUCCGCUUGUAUGCCCUCCUUCGCCUCGGCAAUGUGGAUGCCAUUGGCUUCGGGAUGGAAGGGGGGCGCGGACACAGAGAGAAAUGGAUUGGCAGAAGCCAUCACCGUGACGGGAUGCCGUCGUGAUGGUGGUGAGUGCGGGAGAGCAGGGC
This is a messenger RNA of Vitrella brassicaformis, 12196 nucleotides long. Lineage: Eukaryota; Vitrellaceae. The record is from the annotation of a GenBank genome assembly.